UUCCAACAACCCAUCCCUUAUUAAAGCCCUCUCUAUUCCUUCAUAGUUGAGUCAAGCUCCCCCAUCAAACACUCUCCACUGCCCACUAAUCUCUUAAAUUCCCAGAAAAUCAACUACGCCUUUUCUUCUCUCUACCUAAAAACUUCAAAAUGGCACUAGAAUGGGUAGUCCUAGGCUAUGCUGCGGCUGCAGAGGCCAUAAUGAUCCUCCUGCUGACCCUCCCAGGCCUCGACCCUCUCCGCAAGGGCCUUAUCUCUGUCAUCAAAGCUCUCCUCAAACCCUUCCUCUCAGUGAUCCCAUUCUGCCUCUUUUUGCUCUUGGACAUUUACUGGAAGUACGAAAUGAGACCUUCAUGUGUGUCCCUUAAUGCUUGCACUCAUGCAGAGCAUCUUCGCCACCAUAAGUCUAUCAUGAAGAGCCAGAGGAAUGGGAUUUUGAUCGCUUCGGCGUUGCUCUUUUACUGGCUUUUGUACUCGGUCACCAAGCUCGUGGUUCGUGUCGAGGAGUUGAAGUAUCAAGCAGAGCCGGGCAAACAAAAUUUGGGCCUUAGGUAAAAAUUUUAUAUGGGACUUUUUAUAUGUAAUUAUUAAUUAAAUAAAAUUAUAUAAUACUAAUUAAGUUAAGAUUAAUUUGAUGUAAAUACAUAAAUUGAUGAAUAAUAGUAGUUAAAUUAAGGU
Messenger RNA from Quercus lobata, 677 nucleotides. RefSeq lists its product as uncharacterized. The coding region runs from base 150 to 554 and encodes 134 amino acids. Gene Ontology annotation, cellular component: endoplasmic reticulum; endoplasmic reticulum membrane. Gene Ontology annotation, biological process: endoplasmic reticulum to Golgi vesicle-mediated transport; intracellular protein transport. The transcript has a single exon. NCBI's taxonomy places the organism in Eukaryota, Viridiplantae, Streptophyta, Magnoliopsida, Fagales, Fagaceae. The record is from RefSeq and is a predicted model, not a curated record.